AUGAGGUUUCCUAAGGAAGGGCUUCUCGUGGCCCUCUCUGCGAGCGGCGUCCGGGCCGUGAACAAUGGGCUGGCGCGAACUCCUCAGAUGGGAUGGAACAACUGGAACACCUUCCACUGCUCCGUCUCGUCGACCCUCCUCACCAACACCGCCAAGCUGCUCACGGAAUACGGCCUGCAGGACUUGGGUUACAAGUACGUGGUGCUAGACGACUGCUGGUCCUCGGGCCGCGACGCCAACGGAAAGCUCGUCGCGGACACCACCAAGUUCCCGGAUGGCAUGGGCGCCGUGGCGGAUGCGCUGCACGAGCAGGGGUUUCUGUUUGGCAUGUACUCGAGCGCGGGCGAGAUGACUUGCGCGCGAUAUGCCGGAUCCCUCGAUUACGAAGAAAACGAUGCGCAGAGCUUCGCCGAUUGGGGUGUCGACUAUCUCAAGUACGACAACUGCUACCACAUGGGCCGGUUUGGCACGCCCCUCAUCUCCUUUAACCGCUUCAAUGAGAUGGCCAAGGCGCUCAAGAAGACGGGCCGGUCCAUCCUCUACAGCUUAUGCAACUGGGGCGAGGACUACGUCCACACAUGGGGAGGAUCCAUUGCGAAUUCCUGGCGCAUCUCGGGCGACAUUUACGACUCGUUUGCCCGUCCGGAUGACUUGUGUUCGUGCACAAACGCCGCCGACCCGGCCUGUAUCGCCCCCGGCACGCACUGCUCGGUCCUGGCCAUCAUCAACAAGGUGGCUCCCUACAUCGACCGCGGCCUGCCGGGCGGGUGGAACGACCUGGACAUGCUGGAAGUUGGCCACGGCGGCAUGACGGAAGAAGAGUACAAAGCCCACUUCUCCAUGUGGGCUGCCCUCAAGUCCCCCCUGCUCCUCGGAAACGACCUCCGCGCCAUGACGGCGUCGUCUCUGGCUAUUAUCAACAACCCCGCCAUCAUUGCCCUCAACCAGGACCCCCGUGGCCGCGCCAUCCAGCGCAUCUCGCGCGACCUCGACGUGCCCGUGGACCGCCACGGCGUAGGUGAGACGCACGUCUGGAGCGGCCCCCUGGCCAACGGCGACCAGGUCGUCAUCUUUCUCAACGCCGCCGACGCGGACCUCGACAUGUCCGCAUCGCUCGAGGACAUCUUCAUCAUGGACGGCGUGGGCACCGCCCCGCAAAUCCAGCAAGACUGGGCCGUCCACGACCUGUGGGGUAACAGCGGCUCUCGCAUGAGCUUGCAUGACGCUCAGGCCCUGCUCGACGCCAAGGAUGCUGAUGCUCGUCGGUCCUUCUUGCAGACCAAGCUCGACUGGUACAACGCGACGGAGCUCCCCUAUGCCCAGGGCCUGAGCCGUCGGGACCCACGGCUGUUUGGUGAGCGUAUUGGCGUCGUCGAGGCCGGCGGCAAGAUCAGCGCGCGGGUUCCAAGACAUGCGGCCAAGGUGUUUAGGCUGCAGAGCGUCAGCGGACAGGAUACCACCAGGAAGAGCCUUCUCAGGGACGAGCUUUGA
This is a messenger RNA of Trichoderma virens Gv29-8, 1491 nucleotides long. Its product is annotated as glycoside hydrolase family 27 protein. Gene Ontology annotation, molecular function: alpha-galactosidase activity. Bases 1 to 1491 code for a protein of 496 amino acids. Lineage: Eukaryota; Fungi; Ascomycota; Sordariomycetes; Hypocreales; Hypocreaceae. Gene Ontology annotation, biological process: carbohydrate metabolic process. The record is from RefSeq and is a predicted model, not a curated record. The transcript has 5 exons.